Messenger RNA from Paramecium tetraurelia, 765 nucleotides. RefSeq lists its product as uncharacterized. Gene Ontology annotation, molecular function: protein-containing complex binding. Gene Ontology annotation, cellular component: mitochondrion. The transcript has 3 exons. Lineage: Eukaryota; Ciliophora; Oligohymenophorea; Peniculida; Parameciidae. The record is from RefSeq and is a predicted model, not a curated record.
AUGUUUAAACCAUUAAGUGGCAAGGUUAUCACAGUUAUAGGAUCAUCUGGAUAUGUAGGAUCUAAUGUAAUCAAAAAUGCUCUAUAAUAUGGGGCAAUAGUGAAUGGAGUCUCUAGAAGUGGAUAACCAACAAACCAAUAAAAUUGGACUAGAGAGGUAAACUGGAUUAAAGGUGAUGCAAUGAAAGCACAUGAAUUUAAAGAUGUUUUAUAAAAAAGUGAUAUUGUAAUUCACACUAUUGGAACACUAAUCGACUCAUCAGUUUUAAACAAUAAAAAACCAGGUGAUCAAGGGACUUAUGAAUAAAUGAAUAGAGACACUGCUUUAAAUGUUGUGAAAGAAUUGAUCAAUACAAAUGUAAAGUUUGUUUAUGUGAGCGGUUCUGCUCAUCCACCCUUUUUAAAAAGAUACCUAACCACCAAAUAAGAAGUAGAAUAACAUAUUUAGAAUCUCUAUCAACAAUAAUAGCUGAAUCCUAUCAUUGUAAGACCAGGAUUCAUUUAUAGUUUAACUUAAAGAUGGUGGAGUGUUCCUCUAAAAUAUGAUUUGGCAAUAUGGAAAUGCGUACAUGACAAUGCUUCAAAAAUAAUUCCUUAAAAAUCAUUUGUGGGAUAAAUCUUCAAUGAAUUCAAAGUUGAUAGUUCAAUUGAUUUAUAAGAUGUCGUUGAUUCAUGUUUGGCUCCUUUAAAAAUAGAUUUGGUUGGAAAAUCAUUAAAUAAUUAAGAAAUGGAAAAAGUGGCUUAACAGUUUAGAAAUCUGUAAUGA